AUUUGAUCCCCCUUCAUGUUUUGUCAGGUGCUGUUUCCCAACACUACGCGGAGCUGCAUGCGUGCUGUGCUGGAGUAUCUCUAUACGGGACGCUUCUGCUCUCGGCCGGAUCUGGAUGCCAUGGAACUCAUUGUACUCGCAAACCGUCUCUGUCUGCCUCACCUGGUCGCGCUGACAGAGCUGUACACUGUGACGGUUCUGACUGAAGCUGCUAUGAUGGGAGCUGAUAUAGAUGGAGAUGUUCUGCUCUAUCUAGACAUGGCCCAGUUCCACUGUGCUCAUCAGCUGACCGACUGGUGUCUUCACCACGUCUGCACCAACUACAAUAGAGUCUGCCGUAAAUUCCCUCGUGACAUGAAAGCCAAAUCUACAGACAACCAGGAGCAUUUCGAGAAACAUCGCUGGCCUCCGGUGUGGUAUCUGAAGGAAGAGGACCACUAUCAGCGGGCUCGCAAGGAGCGCGAGAAAGAAGAUUACCUGUACCAAAAGCGUCAGUGUAAACGCAAAUGGCUUUUCUGGAAUCUGCCAUCUUCACCGUCCUCUCCGUCUUCUCCUGGAUCCUCUGCAGUCAUCUGAUCGGCUCUCAGGGUGCACAAUGCAGCCCCUAAAUGCGGGAUAUAACCACACGACAAGGAAUCACAGCCUUUUUUCAGCUAUACAAGAUUACCUUUUCACCUUUCCGUUAAGCAAAAAUACCCAAGCCCUGCUUUUAGCUGCUGAAGAACACGCAAAAAAUGAAAACAAGACAGAGAACACCAGUCAAAGUAAUCAAAGCACAUCUUGUUGCGUUCUCUGCUUCUACGCUGGUCGGAUUUCUCAUCAAAUCAGCUUUAGCAGAUCAUAUCCUGCAGCGGUAGAGCUUAAAUACCUGUUCACCUCUACUGUUAGCAUCCCAAAAGCUGCAUAUCUUCAUCUGUAUAGAAACUUAUUCGUAAUUUAAAGUGCUUUUUAGCUCUAAAGGAUGUGACCAGUGCAACAUUUUAGAGCAACCAGCAACAUGUGACAAACCUGAAUUCCUCAGUGUUUUGGCAGUCUACAAUCAAACCACUUCGACAGACCCACGUUCUCAAAGAUUCAGUUCGACAACUAAAGGUAUUAUCGUGACAUUUAAAGGCUGUAAGAAAGGAUCCAUGGCAAAAAUGUUGAUUAGCACAGAAAUGUAUAAUAUAAUGGGCAUUUACAAUGAAAAUAUACAGGGUGGGGCAAUAAACGUUAAAAUGCACACACAAUAGAUAAAGUCUAGCCACAAAAAAUUCUUUGCAUAUGUAUUAUGAAGUACAUCUUACUGAAAGAGCGUAUCAAAAAAGAAUAAAUGUAGGCAAGUGACUUGGUUCUGUAUAUUAGUUGCUGAUUAAAUGGAGGCUGAUUUGAAUGCACAGUUAAAGUGGACUAAAUGGUUGGUCCAUCUUACAGCACCAGAGAAAAGUCCGGCAUUUGCCCAAAAGAUCAAGUUAUGUCAGUUUGAUAAAGAAUUGCAAAGUUAAAAAAAGAAAUAAUUAUAAUAAUGUACACAAUUUUGCAACCCAUUCUGAUUAUGUACCCCUAUAUACAUUUCUGGAGAGCGACAAAUACGUCCCAGGAGGUACUUUUUUGUAGUUUUUAUGUUUUUGUUAAUCCACCAAAGGUCACUGUGUACACUUUUUGAGAUCUCAUUUUUCUCACAAGUGCUAUUCGCACCUACGUAAAUCCAUCAGAGCCCACUGUCAACUGACUGAACGAUUGACUGACCAACCCUGCUCCACCAGUAGGGCUGGGCGAUAUGGGCAAAAAAAUCAUAUACUGGUAUUUUUAGCAGCAAUGACAGUAUGCAAUAUAUAUCCGGUAUUUUUCCAUAAAUGGUUACUUGAAAGUUAAAGCCUUUAUUAAGACUUUAUUAAACAUUUUUUGAGCAAAAUAUAAUAUAAACACAGGAAUUUUGCGGUAUAAAUUCAUUUCAUGUUGGCGUUUUUAAUUCUUUCGAACACAUUCAGGUGCUGCUUGUCAAUUUUAUAUUGAUAUGAACAAUAUUGGAUAAUCCCGCAUCGCAUUGGGGAAUCAUAUCGAUAUUAUUCCCAGAACUCGAUAUACCGCCCAGCCUCAACUGACAAUGUUUUAAAAACGCACCGACUGACCAAACCCUCUUUCCUAAACCCAACCGACAGUGUUUUCAAAAGCAAUCCAGAAAAAGAAAAGCCCUCGUGGCCACCUGGUUUUUACCACAUUUUCAGAUUUUACCACAUUCU
Molecule: messenger RNA, 2222 nt
Organism: Danio rerio (zebrafish)
Lineage: Eukaryota; Metazoa; Chordata; Actinopteri; Cypriniformes; Danionidae
Source: RefSeq, a predicted model, not a curated record